UAGUAGAAGUGUGUAGGGAUUUAAAGGUUGCUCUAGGGCAACUUUACCCUGGUACGAUUAGAGUAGUGCUCGCCUUUUCGGAGGCAUGUAGGCUCCGGGGCUGUGCCCCUUCUCUCAAAGUGUUAUAUCAUUUUGUAGACUUUAGGAAGUGUGAUGGCUGCUUCGUUUUCGCCCUUGGUAGAGAAGGGCGAUCUCGUAUUUAUCUUCCUUGCCUAACCAGUCGCUGGCGAAGGCGCUUCUUUAUUGUCUAUCAUAAAUUUGCUUUUCUUCAUUUUUCGGAUGGUUUUUCUUCUCAUCCAGUUCGGAGCUAUUCUUCUCCUUUAAGUUUAUCCGAGUCAAAGCUUGCUUUUGACAUAUCUUCCUGUAGUAUUGUGUCGCGUCCCCUUUUAGAUGUCUUGGUUAAUAGUCAUCUUCGGAGUCGAUGGUUUCCUUUGGAGGAUCCUCCUCGAGGCUUGGCGGAUCUUUGCUACUCUUUUGUUCAAGAUUUGGACGUUCCGAUGGGUGGUCCUGACGUUCCUAUCGCCGACGUUAUUCCUGGCGACAUUGUCGUGGAUGGGGCUCCUGUUGAUAUCCCCCUAGCUCCCGCCGAGGUAGCGUUGCCUGAGGUUAUUGUUAUAAAUGAUGAUGAUGGUGAUGACUCGGCCGUUCCAGUCGGCGACGAGGCGAUUCCGUCACUACUCCCCCCUCUAGCAUCAUCUAUCGUUUCGGGGGGAGUUGGGGGUGUGGCCUCAGAGGGGCCUGUUGCUGCUGAUUCGGGGGAGAUUUCUCUAGGUCGAGACCCGGAUUCUCCGUCUAGAAAAAGACGUCGAGUUGUCGAUGAUUCUCCUACGAGGGAGAGUUUUCCUGGAAGCUCUUCCUCUGCUCCAGACUUGGUUCAAUGGGUCGAAGGUCAGGAUCCUGCCAGUUUGCUGAAUCCGAGAGUGCUAGCGGAAUAUAUCCGGACUUUGGCGAUUCCUGAUGAUGUCACGUGGUUCUGUGGUAGGCCGGGUCAGGAGCUUUCCGAUCUGGCUUGUUUUCAUGGUUUCUCUGCCCUUCAAUCUGUUCUGGUAUUGAACGACCGCCGACAGUGUGCCGAGGAGGAGGUUGAGCGUCUGUCUGCUCUUUUGGCGACUUCCGAGUCUGAAAGGGCGAAAUUGAAGGCCUCUUUGGAAGAGCAUGAUUCCCUUCUGGCGCAGCUCAAGGCGCAGGAUGCGAUUAAUGAUCGCCAAGUGAAAGUGAUUGAGAAAAAGACCGAUGACUUGACUCAAGAGAUCGAGGAGCUCAUUCGGAUCAAUUCCCUUGUUGGUGGGGAGAGGGAUAGUCUUAGAACGGAGGUUGAAGGUCUUCACAUCCGUCUGCUAGAUACGAAGGCUUUUUACUCUGCUCUGAUAAGCGAGUAUCGCCUUGCGAUUGGGAAGAAGCUUCUGGAGCAGAAUCCCAAUAUUGAUCUUUCUGGGGUUAACGGGUUGGAUCCCCAGGCCAUCGCCCGUGAUCUCCUCGUCAAGAUUUCUAAAGACCGUGUUUAGUAGUUUUCUUUUGAUUGUAUUUGCUGAUGUAUUAAUUUUGCUUUUUGUAAUUCGCAAUUUAUGAAUAUAUUUUCUUCGUUUUUCUUCGAAA
Messenger RNA from Mercurialis annua (annual mercury), 1596 nucleotides. RefSeq lists its product as uncharacterized. The transcript has 3 exons. NCBI's taxonomy places the organism in Eukaryota, Viridiplantae, Streptophyta, Magnoliopsida, Malpighiales, Euphorbiaceae. The record is from RefSeq and is a predicted model, not a curated record. The coding region runs from base 498 to 1505 and encodes 335 amino acids.